AAAAAAAAAAAAUAGAUUCGAUGAUAGGAUAAGGAAUAAAGAAAAAGACAUGGCUGCGCGUGCCAAACCACUAUACACUGUACAGUGAUAAACCCUCACAAAUGCAAUUAACUGAAGUGGGCCAAUGCUACUCCCCCACCUCCACGUGUCCUAUAGCUUACGUGGCUCUACUUCAUUGGGAACUCCACCUCCAGUUAUGUUAUCUUGAAGUUGACGAGAUAAUUUACCGGAGAAAAACGCGGUCUAGGAGUGAGAAAAAUGGUGGCUCUUAUGUGAGAGAGACGGCCAUUUUUGGUGUUAUAUAAACACUCUCAAAGCCUACCUCUAUUCUCAAGGCGAAAUUUCAUACUACGCUCAUACACCCAAAAGAGGGAAAACUAAUUUCUCUCCUCUCCUUUCUUUCUUUUCAGUCUGCAAUUAUUAUCUUCUGUUCAACUUCUUCCAUUUUCCCCCCUUCUCUAAUUUCCCCGCUUCUCUGAUUUCCCUUUCUGUCAUCAUCUUCUGUUUUUCCUACACCCACUUUUUUGAAAUUUUGGAUUUCUUUUUCUUUUUUUUUUUUUUUUGAAUUCUGCAUUUUGUGUUGUAGACCCAGAAGGCUGGUUCUUUGAAGUCAGGUGAUUCUGAAUAGGGAUCCAGAUUUCUCUGUUUCUUUGGUAAAUAUUUUCUGUUUUGAUCGGCUUCGAGGGUGUUUUUUUUGAGUCCCUCAAGUUGAUUGUCGAAACAAACUUGUUUUUCUUGUUCUGGCUUUUCUUCUCCUUUUCUUGAAGUAGAAUUUUGUUUUCUUGGGAUCUUUUAACACUUUGUUUUGCUAGUUUUGUAAGUUUUUUGACAAUUCACAUGGCAGCAGCUAUAGAUGUUUACAGUGGAACUUCAACGCCGGUUUACUAUUCGGAUCCUUUUAGCGAAGAAUUAAUGAAAGCACUUCAACCUUUUAUGAAAAGUGCUAUUUCAACCUCUUCCUCCUCCUCCUCCUCUUCUUAUUCUCCUUCUCCUUCUCCUCCUCCUCAUCCUUCUGUUUCUUCUCAGCCUAGAUUAAUCCCUGAUUUUUGCUCCCCGUCGAGUACCCGCUUGUUUUCUCAAGGGUUCUCGGGAAUUGAACAAAUGGGUUUUGAGCAAUCAGGUCCAAUCGGGCUAAACAAUCCCACCCCUUCUCAAAUUCUCCAAAUUCAAGCCCAAAUUCAACUGCCCUCACCAACUAUGUCUUCCUUCUCUUCUUCUUCUUCUUCAUUCCAAUCCCAAUACCAUAACUUCCUUACCCCCAAAUCUUUUCCCAUGAAGCACAUCGGCUCUCCACCUAAACCUACAAAACUCUAUAGGGGAGUCCGGCAGCGGCACUGGGGGAAAUGGGUGGCUGAAAUCAGACUCCCCAAGAACCGAACUAGACUCUGGCUUGGGACCUUCGAUACGGCCGAGGAGGCUGCUUUGGCCUAUGAUCAAGCUGCUUAUAAGCUCCGUGGGGACUUUGCUAGGCUCAAUUUUCCACAUCUCAAACACCAAUUCGGUGACUUCAAACCUCUUCAUCCUUCUGUGGACGCGAAGCUUCAAUCAAUUUGUCAGAGCUUGAAACAGGGGAAAACAGAGGUCUGUUCUGUUGAGGAUGAAAAACCAACGACCAUUCCACUUCCAUCCGAAUCAAACUCAGCAGUUAACAAUUUCUGGGAACCAGAAUUGAAAAGCGAAGUGGAAACCUCAUUUUCAUCUUCAUCCUCAUCUCCUUCACGGUCUGAAGAUUAUUCCACUUCCACCGGAUCUUCCCCUGAUUCAAGUAUCAGUUUCUUGGAUUUUUCAGAUUCUCAAUGGGGUGAAGGAGUAGAAGCAUUUUGUUUGGAAAAGUUUCCUUCCAUCGAAAUCGAUUGGGCAGCCCUGAGUCAGCUGGCCGAAUCAGAGUGUUAAUUAGUAAUGUUUUCAAUGUAAUUUGUGCUUUUUGAUAAUGUUGUCAACUUUGUUACAAAGAUUCUGCAAUGAAAUUUUAGGCAUUUGCAGAGUUCUCGUGUUAAAAAAAAAAAAAAGUUCAGGAGUCAGUCCAUGAAAAAAGAAUCCUCUUCAAAGAGAUUUGUAGUUCGUCUUUAAUGGGGUGUAUUCCAUUUUGGUCUGCAGGUUGUUUUUUCUUCUCUUGCAUGGCCAUUUUGGAUGUUGAAAAAAAAGAUGUAAUUAUGCACUUUGUGUUUUUAAUACACAUGUUGGUCUCCUUGUAGUCCCUUCUCA
Messenger RNA from Cucumis melo (muskmelon), 2205 nucleotides. RefSeq names its product ethylene-responsive transcription factor ERF060. Gene Ontology annotation, biological process: regulation of DNA-templated transcription. The record is from RefSeq and is a predicted model, not a curated record. Gene Ontology annotation, molecular function: DNA binding; DNA-binding transcription factor activity. The transcript has a single exon. Bases 838 to 1893 code for a protein of 351 amino acids. NCBI's taxonomy places the organism in Eukaryota, Viridiplantae, Streptophyta, Magnoliopsida, Cucurbitales, Cucurbitaceae.